GCAACGUCUUGGAACAAAGACACCUCCGCAGCACGAAAGAAGGUGAAGGCGGGUACCAGUUUUGAUCAGAAUGAUUCGGGCCGUCGCGGGUCAGGUGUCCGCGGCGGGGGAGAUGCAUUUCGCCCGGACCCCACCCAAGCCCGCGAAGAUGCAGUCAUCUUCGCAAAACGAAAGGAAAAACAAAAAGACCUCGUCAGGAGGAAAUAAAAUGCAUUCCGCGCGAGGGCAGCACCAGCCAGGGAUGAACAAAUUCAAUCCGGCUUCCAACUGCAGUACGGCGGCCCCAACACCCACAGACCCCUUCCAGACCAACUGCUUGCUCUCCGGCCGGGGCAGCGGCGAAACUAAGUAAAGAAUUCCCAAAGAUGGAUGAUGUUGAAGAUGGAGAUGAUGAUCACGUUGAGCUUUCAUUUGUGUAUCAUGAUCAAUCUGUUGGCGUAAACUCCCCUGGAACUCCAUCACUAGGAUGGUGUCCGCAAAAAGUCGCCAGAAGCAUUCCAAAAAGUUGCCGAAAGCGUUCAAAUCGAUAUACAGCCUUCCAGCCUCUGUUUCACCCACGCCACACACGAUGGCCGCACCGAAGGAAAACUACGACCACCCGAAUACGCGGAUAUUGAACCAACAACCAGGAAGCGGCACGACCCGGUCGCGCGGCAUGACCAACAACAAAACGCCCCGGUCCGGCAGUGGCACGCCCCGCAACGUGCGGGCGUUGGUGCCGGAUGAGCUCGUAAACCACUUACUGAUGCUGGAGAAGGAACGUAGGCUCAACGAGGCCUCGCACCAAGCGCAUAUGGCGUUCUCAAAUGUUACAUUCUCAACUGUUACAUGAAUUUGUAAUGCAAGAACGGCAAAAAUGAAUGGGGGAAUCUUGCGCCUCUUGCAUUACAGAUUUGGCACAGAUUUACAUGCUAUUUAGCCACUUCGGAGAUUUGUCAUGCGAAGCACCUUAAUGGUGGCGAGCUUGGUGGCAAAUUUGCAUGACAAAUCAUGUUUGUAAAAGUUGAGAAUGUAACAUUUGAGAAUCCCAUAGCGCAGAUUCGGGACCUGCAACUCCAGGAACAGGAACGGGGCCGGAGUCUGAACCGCGCGCAGAGGGAACUGGAUCGGGAGAUUAAUGCGACGAGCAAGGAGGUAUCGAUGAAUGAUGAAGAUGACGAGAGCAGCGUACUUCGCCGAAAUCGACGUGCUCGAAACAGAACAGUGCAUGGCACUUGCAGAAGUAGAACAUUCUUGCUGCAAAAUAAAGCACAUGACAUCAACUUUUUCAGGUCCGUCGCCAAGACGCGCACGCGUUGAAGGUGCGGCAUGACUUGGAAGUGCUGGAACGGACCCGGGAAGCGAAAAUUCCUAUCAAGCAGAAAAUCGAGCAGAAAUUCGAACGACAAAUGGAGGAAUUGGUGCACAAACACGAACGCACCGAACAGAAAUACGCAAACCAGGUGGCCCGGGUUGCGGAGUUGCGCGGCCGGCUCAAAUACCUGCAAUACUGCAGAGAGAAACUGAACGGGGAAGGUAUUCAUACAAAAUGCUGGGGAUUGGAGCAAGGCGGUGGACGAGCUGAUUUUUUUUGAAACUUGGGCAUGAUGAGUUUGAUUCGGUGUGCUUCAUGUAAUAGCAUCGGGUAUGUCUGACUCUGAGCCAUUCCUUGACCACGAAAAUUCAUGAAGGUGUUGUCCUGAAUUCCAACCUGGUUUUGACUACCGAAAAUGGCACCGCCGUCGUGCCGCCGCUCACUCCGGAGGACAUGAUGCACCUGGAGAACGAGGCGAACGAGAUGCGAUCGCAAAUUCAGCAGCAGGAUGAGGAAAAUCUGACACUUUUGAAGGAAAACGCGGAGCUGAAACUGGAACUGGUCCAGCUGAAGCAGCGGAUUGCGGAUUUGGAAGGAGAAUUGAUGCAGAUGAAGAUGAAAAACGAGGCCAGCACUGUGCAGGAUAUACUGCCAGGUACUAUUGCAGCUUGGUAGAUUUACUAUAUUCAGGUCUAUGUCGCUUAACAUGGACCUACCUUGCAACAUGAACCUUUGUUCGGUAUGAACAUUGGAAAUUUCGCCGGCUGCGUCUCACGCUCGAACCUACCCGCUACUCCUGCAGGUACCCUUUCCCAUCGUUCCGCGCGCAGUUCGAUCGACAUCCGUGGUGGAUCAACCCGAGGCUCGCAGGCCACCGGACGGGCGCUGAAGACGGGGCGGACGACGGAAAUGCAAACAUCUUUCAUUCGGAAAACCACGAGUAAGGGCUCUGAAGAGGGAGAACAGCAAGACGCGGCUGAGGAGGUAAGGAGUAUUUGUAUUUGUAACUGUACUAGUUUCCACUGCGGCGUAGUGUGCGAAUUGGACUUGCUGUGGCAUGCUCGUUGAUGAUCGUGUGCAUCAUAUUGAACAGCUGAAUGGGAAUAUUUUGACGCUCCGAAGAGAAGUGCAAUUUUCCACACUAGGCCAUCAACUCCGGCACCAUCCUGGAAGACGCUCCGGCUGCCGUGCCUAACAACGAAGAUUUAGCUAAUCUUGGCGCUGUGCUCGAGGAUUUGGACAAAGACGCUCCCAUGACCGAAGACCAAAUGCGCCAGGACCAGAUCCGGCUACGCGCGUCCGCGCCGCCCACCUGCCACAUCGGUCGGGCGAACUACAGUGCGGGGUCGUUGGAAGAAGAGACGGACGUCGUGGUGGGCGAAAAUGUUUUAAAUGUAGGGACCAACCCGACCGGCCUAUCCAAUGCCCGGAACACGGCUCCGGCGAGAGCAAACAAUAUCGACAGUGCAGGCAACAAAACAUCAAAUUCCGACGGCAGCAUUAAAAAACCGAACCUGCAAAAACUUUUCCGCAACACGCGCACGAGCAAACCGAGACAGCCGCCACCGUUAGAGACGAUCAUGUCCAGCGGGGAGACGGAAGAGCACAGCAAUUCUCUCUCCCAGCAAGGCAGUCGAUCCCGCGCAUUACGGAGGGCCUCUGCGACCAAAAAACCGAACGUGAAGGCUACUGCGGCUCUAGGGAAGAAAAGCGAGACUGGAAAACGAUCGUCGGCGAAGAGUGCAGCGAGAAGCAGCACGUCAUCCAACACUGGCGGUCCGGCGAAGCAAAGAAAGACGAAGCAGGAGAAUAAAAGUAGUACUUUGAUGUCCGCGGCUUCAUCUCCUUCUCCAGCCGGAGAGGUAGAGAAAGUUGAGAAAAAAAUAACUGAAGCUGCGAAGAAGGAGCUAGCAGCAAGAGAAAGCACGACUUCUGUACACGUCGACCCCCCAGCGGCGGCUCCGGAAGUGCAAGCGAUUCCUUUUGCUGCAGAAGAGUCUGCGCAGCCCGCCGCGCCGCAGACGGCGGUGCCACCGUUAGUGCAUUCGGAGUACCAGGACUGGCCGAACUGCAAACGUUUAGAGGGAUCUCGGUCCUCGUUGAAAAUCAAGGAACCGGGGGAGCAGAAAGGUGAGUACGUACUACAAGAAUGCUUCUACUCUUUUUCAUUUUGAAUUUGAUAAAUUGAUUCUCUUUCUUGGAGUUUGACCUGAGUUAGUACCUGUGCCAGGACCACUCUUUUCUCGGCUAGAUUGCACGCCAUCUUUUCAAAUGGAACAAAACACGUAUUUUCGCUGGGUUUAUAAUCACAGCCCCCGCGGAACAGACACAGAAGCGCGAGGCAGCCGCUGCUUCCUUGUCCAGAAAGAGCACACAGCCACUGUUAAGUCCGCCAGCCCAGGUGCAGGAUACAGCCCAGAAGCAGAGGCGAACAGGAGGGGGCAGCUCCUCAACGAUCGGAUCGGCACCGUUGACGCAGCCGCCUCUGUUGUCCGCUCCGGCUGGUGGUGGUGCUACGACCACGAUGCCGGCAUCUAGAACGACAUCCCCCUGGCCCGCUGCCACACCGCGUGACAGCGCUUCACAGCAGGGCGUCAGCCCGCGACCGCCUCAAAACAGUGUUGUUCCCGGCGCAGGAGGGGAUGAGAGGCACCCAUCGGUGGUACUUAAGUUUACGGUGUUGAUGUGCACAACUGAAUUUGCAUCUGUUGUUUUGCAUCACAGACUCUAGUACUCACUUUUCCGUCUCAUCUUUUUCGAAAGUUCGAACCACAAAAUGACAGUUGAACGGUAUCUGGACCGCGUCUCGUGUGGUAUCGGAGCGCGUGGUUUCCAAAUCCCCCAGGCCGGACCAGGGCCGAGUCGUUUCCGAGCGGCUGAUCAGCACGACGCAGCUAGCCCCUCGAGUAGUGCAAAACAGUCCGGCGGUGAGCCCCAGGCCGCAGUUGCAGAACCCACCUGGAGGUCGUGCUGAGGAACAGAGCAGGAACAGUACGGGGGGAGGAAAGAACCUGGGUGUGGUACCGCCGGCAAAGACCAGUGGUAUGUGUUCGGAAUUUUUGCGCCUCCUUUUAUUUCCACUUGCAUUCUGUUUCUGCGUAGAGCUGCUGGAUGAACAUACUAGGGCUGCUGCCAUGCUUUCCCCUUCCGAAAAUGAAAUUUGCCUCGAGCUAGAGGCGAACAUAAGGAUCGACUUAGGAAAUAGACAUGACGUUCUUACUAGUAGACUUGCGUAUCUACGAAAAAUCUUCUCCUGAUAUUAAGGCACCACCCUCCCGCCCAGUCCGCGGCAGCCGCCCGUGGUCCCGGUUUUGUCUCUCCCAGCGAAAAAGAGCUCCCUGCAACUCCCGUCUCCCCGGUUGUCGGCUUCCACGUCCCCACUGUUGCAGCCCCGGAUGACCACGACGGCGAGCAGCGGACUCGCAACGGGAACUGCAGGACAACCACCACCUGAUCAUAACCUGCAAAAAGAAAACUACCGCCGACUUCUUUCCUACCCGUUUGAUUUCACGCACGCUCCACCGAUUGAUGUAGAAGCUCCAGCAGCACCGUCGCUCACGGAAGGGGAGCAGAUCGCAACGCGGGCAUUGACCAGCUCCGCGAUUGAAGAGGCUUUAGCGAAUCACCUGGUCCAGAACAACAACGGGAACGACAGCAGUUUAGCAGUGCAACCCGUGCUGAACAACAGUUCACAUCACGACACGACGAACCAGACCGACCAAUUUGGCUUGAUGAACGGGAGAUCUUCUGCGAGCUUGUUCGGGAUUGAACCGGGUCGGGAGUCGCCCGACCUUGUUGACCACGAUCAAAUUACAGUACCAGGGGAGAAUCAAAAUGGGUCUGCUCCUUCUGGCGUAUCUUCAUCUCCAAACGUCGAAAAUAACGAACAAGAAGAUUCCGUGUCCGCGCAGCUUCGUCGGCUGGAACAGCAGUUACAGCAAGAAACGGGUCUUGUGAAGAACGGUGUGACCGACGCCGAUCAGCAAGAUUUGUUUCAAGUGCAAUGCGGCGAACACCACGCGUGCGAUCGGUUCAGACAGGUGGUGCACAACGUGACCGCGAAAGCGUUACGAGAGUACCGAGUGAACCACCGAGUCUCGCUCCGGGGGUCGCUGCCACAGGCUUUGUGCCGACCAACGCUCCGGGAUCCGAGAAGCCGGGACACGUCCGUGUCACGAUCGCCGGACUUUCAUUCCAGCCCUGACUUAGCCAACAUGCCGCCCGUGCCGGAACAUGAGUAAAAUAUUAGUGGCUCCUCUGUUGAGUCGAUUGCGAUUUCCAUAUGAAACAAGCCCCACUAGAUUCGAAAAAUCUAAAUCCUAACCCUGUAUACUAAAGAAAGUGACCUGUCAAUGUCAUAAUUUAAUCGUGAUCGUGACUCGGAAUCGAAUUCGAAGCAUGAUCAUUGGCCAGCCGUCAAUAUGAAACAGUUAAGUAUCCUGCAAUACAAUGCUCCAGCCUGGUAAAGGUAAAGUAAAUAUCAAUCAAAAAACCAUUCGUUCACACGAAGCCGUAGACUCAAAGCGCUUUUCUAGAGUAACGUAGAAGAUAAAAAGAAAUGCGUACGUUUACGAAAUCGCCUUCCUAAUAAAUAUGGAGUUGCACAAGAACUUCGAUUAUGAAUUACGCUUGAAGAGAGUGCUGCUGAAUCCUUUUGAUAUUGAAAUUGCCAUGCGCAUGCCUCAGAGGAGAAAAUGAAAAUGCUAACGCUACACCAGCGAGAUGUUGCUGUAGCCACGCCACAUCAACACCAGUAAACGCGAAGGCAUUCAUCUAGAACAUAAUGACAAUAUUUUAUCCACUUUUGCGUAGCCUUUUUUGCUUUUCACAAAAAGAAGAGGAACAGCCAAAACUUCCAUUCUGCAGUACCGCUGUGCCAUUGAGGUUCCCAUCGUUCAUUAACGCACGACGAAAAGCUUCAUUCAAUACUGCGCAUCACGACCUUCUUGCUGUAGUGUCCUAAAGCAGUAGCCAUCAAUAACGUGUGUACAUGGUCGUUACUAAGACUAUCACAGGUGGAGCGAAUCCAACUACAGGUUUUCGUAUUUCCAAGAUAUUAGAAUAAAGGGUGACAACUUCUGGAUUGUUUGUUGGCUGUCGUUGUUGUCUAUGUCGGACAGAAGGGGAUCGGGAGGAUCCCAGCAACUCAAUACAAAUGCCUUUUCGUUUUCAUCUAUAAUUUCGCCUCUGGACGAUCGAACCAACGUGAAGUUUUUAUGAACCAAGCCAAUUCCAAUUUUGCUUCACUUUGUGCUUAUCGUAAAUGCGGAGGAGCAGUGUGUGGUUGAGUUUCGCAAUUUGUUUUUCCCUUUGAUGUUUUGAUGCCGUAUUCUUAUUCUCGUUCGUAGAACAAGCAGUACGCAGCUGAAUUUCAAUUCGUGGUUUAUUUUUUUUUUGUAUAUGAGAAAAAAAAACAAAAAGUAGCAAUUGUUGAUCGUGUGCUGGCUUUUAUCUUCGCUGAGAAGGACGAACCGGCGAGUAAAUUCAUUCGGGUUUAGUCAAGCGAGUAAGUUUUGUUGAAGCAGCUGUUUCCCAAAACUUACGUAAAUGCCUUUUGCCAUUUAUGGAAAACCGCUGCAGCACCGAUGAUGUUGGUGUAGCGACUCGGCUGCUAAUCAGUUAUUGCGAGGGCGUCGAACAAGAAAUGAACCGAAAGGGAAGUGGCUGUUCGUUUCAUCAUUCGGAAAAAUCAGCACG
This is a messenger RNA of Amoebophrya sp. A120, 6991 nucleotides long. NCBI's taxonomy places the organism in Eukaryota, Dinophyceae, Syndiniales, Amoebophryaceae. The record is from the annotation of a GenBank genome assembly.